UGCUGUUGUAUGUUUACAUUGUGUUUUCCUUAGCAACAGUGAUUCUCGGGGAGUGGCUUUCACUGCGCCAUUUACGCUGUUCCGUUCUGUAUCACGUCAUAGUGUUGCUUGACCGAGCAAGUGGUUAUAACUAUCUUCUUGUUGAUACAAUUUACCGAAUCUGCCCUUUCGUGUGUACACGGAUUAUUAAAAUAUGGCCGACGAAAAAACUAACCUGCCUGGCCAAGCCGAAUAUUCGCAGCAACCACCUGCUUAUGCCCAGCAGCCACCACAAGGUUAUGGACAACCUGGUCCAGCCGCAUACGGGCAACAAUCAACAAAUGUCACGUAUGUUUCACAGCCAGCACCAGCCACAACGGUGAUAGUGACAAAGAGUUCACCAAAUAACUAUCUUGUGUUAGCCAUCUUCUCAUUACUGUGUUGCUUCUUUCCAACUGGUAUUGUUGCUGUUGUUUUUGCAGCAAUGGUUGAUGGUGCUUGGCAAAGUGGAGAUGAGGAAAGAGCACACAAUUACUCAAAGAAUGCUAAAAUAUGGAGUAUUGUCAGUAUUGUGAUUGGUGUCAUCGCCUAUGUUGGAACUGUUGUAUUUGUCAUUGUAUGGUUCGUUGUUCUUGCUGCUGCUGUUGCAGAUGGUAUCAACGAGGCAACACCAUAGUUGAAUCAACAUAUACUGAAAUGACAGAUUUGUCAGAUAAAAAAACCACAUUGUAUAUAUGCAAGACUAACCGUAGUCAUCAAAAUAUAAAAACACAUUUUGCUGUUAUAGUGACAACCUUCUUUUUGAUGAGCUUAAAGUUUCAGUCAAAAAAAAACAAAAAACAUCGUUUGUAGUGUAAUUUGAAAACCUGAUUAGAAGAUGGGUUAAGUGUAUUUACAUAUGACAUGCGUCUAAAAAUAACUCCUUAUAUAUGUAAUGUUUUUUAUGUUCGUCCUCACUUUUUCCCCUUUUGACCAUUUCAACUCCCCAACUUUGUAAAAUUAAAUCCCGAAUAUCACUCAUGUUCAUUCAAUUUAUAUCUAAAUAUCUGUAGAACAUUUUAGGUUAAUCUUUUCAUAAGGAAAAAUAAAAGGUCCAGAUUGUACAUA
This is a messenger RNA of Saccoglossus kowalevskii, 1086 nucleotides long. RefSeq lists its product as uncharacterized. The record is from RefSeq and is a predicted model, not a curated record. NCBI's taxonomy places the organism in Eukaryota, Metazoa, Hemichordata, Enteropneusta, Harrimaniidae. Gene Ontology annotation, cellular component: membrane.